AUGGGUAGUAUUGAUGUACGAGAUCGGUCUCCAACUCUCAAGGACCCUGCUUCAUAUUCCGUUCCCUUGGAAGCUCAGAGGGUAUACAAAGAAGGCAUCCUCAAGAACCCGUUGAUCGCGAAGGACCUACCUCAGGAAGCGGUUGACUUUGGACGGUCGGUACGAUUCGUUGGCUCGGACUCUCCCAGUAUCCCCAUCAGUUGGCGGUUUGCCGAGUCCGCAGCCGCGCUGAAGGCUCUAGAAGCAUCACUCAUCGCGGCGCUGUUGAAACGCAAAUACGAAAUCACCGUGUCGCCAGCCACCAUCAACACCGAUCACGCACAGCUAUUCUUUGCCUCCACUCUGUUAUGGAAGAUCAACCCUGACACCGACGACGAGAUCGGCGCGGAUCUAGCUGGAGACAGCAAGAUACACAGGUACAUCAAAGACUAUGACUUCCACAAACACGCCUCUUCCUUGCAUCGCAUCAAUGCUACCAACAUCUACCGAACCAAGGAUGGCAAAUAUUUCCACUUGCAUGGAAGCAUGAACCCUGAGCCCACCCUCGACUCGGUCGGGCUUCCGCAUGAGCGUGACGCAAAGACUUGGGAGGACGCAUGGGAGCCGUUCUUUGAGAAGCUGUCGCAGAUCGAAAGUGGUGAUAUGCAGCGACGCGCUUCAGACGUCUAUAAGCAAGCCGGGGUAAUUUGUGAAUCGCUGGAUUCCUUCCGAGCCUCUGAGCACGGUAGAGCAAAUGCCCAUGUGGGCCUGUUCGAGAUUCACCCCGUCAGCAAUCCUCGGCAACCUCCCAGCUGGUGGCCUUCCUGCCCACAAACAUCAUCUCGGAGACCACUUGCCGGACUCAAGGUUGUCGAUCUCACCAGGGUCAUUGCAGCGCCCGCUGUGACUCGUGGUCUUGCUGAGCUGGGAGCCUCCGUCAUGCGAAUUACCUCGUCCAAAAUCUGCGACUACAGCUCACUCCAUGUCGACUUGAACUGGGGAAAAUGGAAUGCCAGUCUCGACCUCAAGAGCGGAGAUGACCGGGAAAAAUUGAAAAAUUUAAUUCUCGAUGCCGAUGUUGUUGUCCAAGGGUACCGACCAGGCGUCCUAGACAAGUAUGGCUUUGGUCAGCAGGGCAUCAUUGAUCUGUGCAGAGAUCGCGAGCGCGGUAUCAUCUCUGCACGGGAGAACUGCUACGGCUGGAACGGGCCCUGGACGUACCGAUCGGGCUGGCAACAAAUCAGCGAUGCUUGCGUCGGCAUCUCAUGGGGGUUCGGCAAAGCCAUGGGCCUCGAGGAUGGCGAAGCGGUGACGCCCGUGUUUCCCAAUAGCGACUACAUGACGGGAAUCGCAGGGGUCAGUGGCGUCCUAUGUGCCUUGAUGCGCCGUGCAGACGUAGGUGGCUCUUACAAGGUCGACCUUGCGCUGAACUACUACAACACGUGGCUUGCGAACAGUGUUGGCCAGUACCCCGAGGCAGUUUGGCAGGAUCUUUGGAAGAGAAAUGGCCGUCAGGUCUUUCGGUAUGAUCUUAGUCUUCCCUUGUUGCUGCUGUGGUUGGAUAUGAUCGGAUCUUCUAACGCAAUGUCAAAUUCCAGGUCGCAUCAUAACAUGCUGUACACCAUCCCGCGAUUCUUGAAAAUGAUCCACGAAAACAGUUCAGACAAAUUACUGAGGCCCGAAUUCUUCGAGGACCGCAAGAGCAAAGCCAUUGGCGCCACGAUAAGGACUGUGAAGCCCAUCAUUGGCUUUGAAAAUGACGAGGUUAUGUUUAAAUAUAACGUCGGAACCAGGGGGAACGAAGUGGACGCGCCGUUCUGGCCAGAGGAUCUCACAACCGAGAUAGUUCGUUGA
Messenger RNA from Exophiala spinifera, 1833 nucleotides. RefSeq lists its product as uncharacterized. Bases 1 to 1833 code for a protein of 610 amino acids. The record is from RefSeq and is a predicted model, not a curated record. Gene Ontology annotation, molecular function: catalytic activity. The transcript has a single exon. Lineage: Eukaryota; Fungi; Ascomycota; Eurotiomycetes; Chaetothyriales; Herpotrichiellaceae.